Molecule: messenger RNA, 2060 nt
Organism: Dreissena polymorpha
Lineage: Eukaryota; Metazoa; Mollusca; Bivalvia; Myida; Dreissenidae
Exons: 8
Coding region: 111-2060 (649 amino acids)
Biological process (GO): snRNA transcription by RNA polymerase III; positive regulation of transcription by RNA polymerase III; snRNA transcription by RNA polymerase II
Source: RefSeq, a predicted model, not a curated record
UUGAGGUGUCGAGGUGUUUUUCUUUUACCGGUGCGGUUGUUUAUGAAACCGCGUUCAAAUCAUCCCAACAAAUUUGGUGCGUAUACUGCAUAUCAAAUGUGAACGAAGCAAUGUCAUCCUUUGAAGAAUUACCUUGGAACCCUCUACCACAGAAUGGCCAAACUGUAUUUUUCACUGAGGAAGUGUAUGCGAGCCUUCUUGGCGUCGAGACCCAUGAAACACGUUUGGAACAGAGGCUGAAAAAAGUUGGCAUCCAUCUGAAUACUCUGGCUGAGAAGAAUUCAAAUAAACCCUUUUCAUAUAUAAUUGAGCAGCAAUCUUCACAAGGCUCUGUUUCACUUGGGACUAAGGGGAAAACUGUAAAAACUAUUAGAGGGGAAUCCUUUGAAAGUACAAAUGAACAUGAGGGAAAUAUCAGUGAAGAAACAUUUACAGCCUUAAAAAUAGCACAUCACUCUGAAUCAAAAACUUCAAAAAUUUUGGACAAAACAGAGGAAGGUUCUGAAAAUAGUUCAACAUCAGACUUCCGUCCAAAGUCUUUUUAUUCAGAGUUCACAGAAAAUGAGAACAUGAAAACAGUCACAGAUCUUGAAGCAAGUAAAUGCCCAAUUAAUGAAGAACAUAACUUUCAGCACAAGAUGAGCAGGGCCUCUAAGAAUUUAGAAGAGCCAGUCUUCUAUAAAAAUACUCCAAUUGAAAGUGACCAGAAACCAAUUAAAUUUGCGGAUCUAGAUCAGAAUUUCUACAAUAUAAGAGACAGGAAUGACAAAGAUCGCUACACCGCAUUGAUAUUCUGCAAGAAACCUUAUCACCGGAAGUCACAGUUCAGUGUAUCACAGCAGAGAUUAUAUAUGGACCUGUUCCGACAGUACGGCACAUUGCUGAAUACAGACUUUGAGGAAGGAAAUAAUGCGGAGUUUAACAGAUUCAAGAAAUUGACAGCUGAGGUGAAGAAGGAACAAGGUGCCUUUCAGCAAUAUUUGAAGACAACCUCACAGAAAUGCAAGAAGGAUUAUGAAUAUGUCCACCCAGAAGUGAAAAAAUAUGUUUCAGCCAAGCUGCUGUCCAAGCGCAGGAGAGUGUUAUCGUACCCACGUCACUACAAGCAUGUCAAGAUGAUUGCUCUAGAUGAUGAUGUCGGUGAUGAUCCACCGCCCACACUGAAGCAUGUUAGGCCUCUCCUUCAACUGGGUGUGGCGAAAAAGCUACUCUUACCAAACAUCUUGCCUGGGCUUCCUCAGCCGUGCACGCCAACAAACUUCAAGAAAAUCAACGAGAUAGAUCCAGCUAUACGAGACAACUAUACAGGCCCAUAUGUCUGGAGUAAUGAGGUAUGCAGUCAAGACGUAAAUGCCGAACAGUUGGCAGUCCCCAAUCUAUGCAAUGUUGUCAUGUCGGCAUCAGUUGUGAAAUAUCUGAUUGACAACCAGGGCAAUAGUGGCAAACACUGGGAAAUGCCCAUAACUGUGAGGGAAUAUCAAAUUGGAGUGGGGGAGAAGUCAUUCAUUCACCGUGUAGCAUUCAUUGACAAGCCAAUCAUAAGAACAACUGAAUUCACUCCAAAAGAUCAGAACCAGUUGUAUCAGAAACAUGCCAUCCCAGCUGUGGCCUUUAGACAACGACAGAAGGGUUACUCAUUUAUUCGUGCUAAACCAGUCCACUCUGUUGUUAAAGCUCCAGCAGCUGAAGAUAUUGAAAAUGAGUUGCAAAGUUAUGAAAAACACAUGAAAGAAAACAUGAAAAAUGAACCAGUCGGUGAUUUUCAUGAAGGAAAAAUACAUGUAAGUAAAGGAAAGAAAACUAGGAGAAAGAAAAGAAAGGGAAAGCAGGAAAAAGGUAUGUUUGCUGCUGUGCAGGAAAUAGACGACUUGGAGACAUUUGGAAUGGAUGUUCAAGAAAUGAAAGAAAAGCCAGAAAAUAAGUCACCAAAAACAAAAGGUGUAAAGCCACCAAUGGAAGAAAAGGAAACAAUAAUGACAGAGGAAUCAUCUACAGAAACAUCAAGUUUUGUGAAAAGGAAGAAGCUGAGACUGUCAGCAGAUACAGACCUGGAAAAUUGA